AUGGGCUGCUGCUCGGGCCGCUGCACUCUGAUCUUCCUCUGCUCGCUGCAGCUGCUGGCAGCAUUAGAGAGACAGAUCUUUGACUUCCUGGGCUUCCAGUGGGCUCCUAUCCUUGGCAACUUCCUACAAAUUAUAGUUGUCAUUCUGGGCUUGUUUGGAACCAUCCAGUUUAGACCUCGAUAUAUAGUGGUGUACACGGUGUGGACUGCCCUGUGGGUCACCUGGAAUGUUUUCAUUAUCUGCUUCUAUUUGGAAGUAGGAGGACUUUCUAAGGAGACAGACCUGAUGACGUUCAACAUCUCGAUGCACCGGUCGUGGUGGCGGGAGCACGGGCCGGGCUGCGUCCGCAGGGUGCUGCGCCCCUCCGCCCCUGGGGUCCUGGAGGACUACUCCUACAUCUCAGUCACAGGCUGCAUCAUCGACUUCCAGUACCUAGAGGUCAUCCACAGCGCCAUCCAAAUACUCCUCUCUCUGUUGGGGUUUGUCUACGCCUGCUACGUGAUCAGCAUCUUCCUGGAGGAGGAAGACAGCUUUGAUUUCAUAGGUGGACUUGAGUCAUACUCCUACCGACAGCCCCCCCAGGAACAUGUUGAGUUAAAGCCUGUAAAGCCUGUAGGUAAGGUUCUGGUCCUGUGGGCCACAUUAAUCCUUCUAACUGGACUGCAAGCUAACCUCCUCCUGAAACAAUCUGGGCAUCAGGUUACUAAUAACUUAAUUACCUUUUAAUCAGCACUUAAUUAAAAAUUAAUCCACCUCAACCCUGUGAGUGAGGGUCCUUUGGCAUCAAUGAGCUAGAUGCUAAAGCAAGGAUUAGGAGCUCUCACCCUGGC
Indicator indicator is the source of this 830-nucleotide messenger RNA. It is a transcript of the gene NKAIN3, whose product is annotated as sodium/potassium transporting ATPase interacting 3. The coding region runs from base 1 to 726 and encodes 241 amino acids. The transcript has 6 exons. Lineage: Eukaryota; Metazoa; Chordata; Aves; Piciformes; Indicatoridae. Gene Ontology annotation, biological process: regulation of sodium ion transport. The record is from RefSeq and is a predicted model, not a curated record.